AUUUUUUGGUUGAAAAAGUUUUUUUUAAGGUGCCCCGCCCUCAAUCGCAUACUUCAGACGUAAACUGCUGCACGUUGCCUUCAUGUGUGUAGUCGUGUUGAGGAACAUUGGCUCAAUCGAAACAAGUGUAGAUUUUUCAUGUAAUUGUCUUCGUAAAUAACUACACACACGGCGUGUGUUGAGGUAAUACUGCUGUGAGACAUUGUUUACAGUUACGACAAUAGAUUGUGCGGCUAGUAGGUUGGACGUUUAGCAUAGGAGUACGUUUUUUGUAUUAUAAAACCUACUUGUAGGACUUCCUUCUUUCGAAAGUUUUAUGUUUGAAGUAGCGUGAUACCCUGCUAUCCGCGUGACAGUAGCGAUGUUUGCGCGAGUCUAUGCCGAUGUCGUGAAGAAAGCAAGCUACACGCUGACGUUAUACUCUACUGUCCCGCUCCAGGGAGCACAUCACUGCCAUUUCUCACACUCAUGGGGUUCAUCCGCAUGUGACAGGCUGUGCAGCACCUAUGAAGAAUCCAGAAAAUGGUCUCUGCAUCAUGGAAAAUAUUUCUCAACACGCCAGGAUUUAGACUUCCAGCAGAGCCCAUUUCAGAUCAACAGUAUUCUUAGGAGCAAUGAGCAGAGUGUACGUUUACCAGAGUUUGACGGCAGGGGACUCAGUGCUGUUAGAAAGUUUGACAGUAACCAGCUAGCUGCUAAUACACCGAAUGAAGACCGGCGCAGUGCUGCUACUUGCUUACAGUCAAAAGGCAUGCUCUUUGGGGUCUUUGACGGCCACGGCGGUUGGGCGUGCGCCCAGGCCGUCAGUGAACGACUGCUGUACUACGUGGCCGUUGCAAUGAUGCCAAAGCCCUGUUUGGAAGAGCUGGAGAGGAGCAUGGAGAGCAGCAGACGUGUCCCUCCCGUCUUGCAGUGGCAUAAGCAUCACGCAGAUUUGAAUUAUCGGGACUCCGCCUCGCUGUACACCGAUCAUCUCAGGGUUUUCUGGCAAGAAUUACUAAACAACGAGGAUCAGGAUGCAGGUAUGAGCCCUCAGGAAGCUCUGGAUUGUGCAUUUAAGCACCUGGAUGCUGAUAUCUCCUUGGAGGCUCAAGUUCCACUUUCCAAUGACCUGCUGAGGAGCACAGCCAUCCAGGUUGCAUUUUCAGGUUGCACGGCCUGUGUGGCUCAUGUGGACACAGAUGGCAUCUAUGUCGCAAACACCGGCGACUGUCGUGCAGUUCUCGGGGUGCAGAACCAGGACGGUUCGUGGAGCGCUUUGCCUCUUUCCCUGGACCACAACUCUCAAAACAAAGCCGAGGUGGAACGGAUCAAAGCCCAGCAUCCACCCUCAGAGAGAAGCACAGUGAUCACAGAUGACAGACUGCUUGGGGUUCUGAUGCCGCUGCGUUCCUUUGGUGACAUGCAGUUCAAAUUGAGCCGUGAGCUGCAGCAGAACAUUUUAGCCAGCUUGGAACCUGGAAUGGACCUGGACUCUCUCAGUUUAUAUCAGUAUACUCCCCCAAACUACUUAACUCCUCCAUACCUGGAGGUGACGCCUGAGAUAACCUACCACAAGCUGAGACCUCAGGACCGCUUCCUGAUCCUCGCCACUGACGGGCUGUGGGAUGAACUGCACAACGAGGAGGCAGUGCGACUGGUUGGCGAGCACUUAAGCGGAGUUCACGUACAGGCACCGGUUUCUCCAACUGAGAAGAAGUUGAAGUUGGGUCAGAUGCAUGAACUCCUGCUAAAGCGCCAAGCCCGUGCCUCUCCAGCUCUGGACGCCAACGCCGCCACACACCUCAUCAGACAUGCUCUUGGUACAGGGGAUUACGGAGAGCUGUCCCAGGAGAGACUGGCCUCGAUGCUGACCCUGCCAGAAGACCUGGCUCGAAUGUACAGAGACGAUAUCACUGCUACAGUGCUGUAUCUGAACUUUGACCUCGCUCGACCUCAUCAAGGCUAAUUGACAGACAGAAACAUCCACUACAGUCUGCUUUUCCUCUUGACUGAUACUUUCUGCCCUCAAAAUUCAACGUGUUACAUAAAAGAAUGGUAGCAGAAAAACAAUUUUUUGUGUUGAAACAUUAAAUGCAGCUAACAUUCUCCUGUUGUGUUAUAAAAACCACAUCAGAUGUUGUGAUGUCGUGUUACCGAGUUAAAAGCUCACUUGUCUAAAGACAGUAGUUUUGCCUUUCCUGCACAAACUUUGUAUUUACGGCACCUUGCUUACUAUAUGUUUAUAAAAUCUAUUACUUUUUAUUGCAAACUUUAAUAAAGAUCAUCUCAGUAAUUUAA
Messenger RNA from Oryzias latipes (Japanese medaka), 2280 nucleotides. It is a transcript of the gene pdp2, whose product is annotated as putative pyruvate dehydrogenase phosphatase isoenzyme 2. Gene Ontology annotation, biological process: protein dephosphorylation. The record is from RefSeq and is a predicted model, not a curated record. Lineage: Eukaryota; Metazoa; Chordata; Actinopteri; Beloniformes; Adrianichthyidae. Gene Ontology annotation, cellular component: mitochondrion. Gene Ontology annotation, molecular function: cation binding; [pyruvate dehydrogenase (acetyl-transferring)]-phosphatase activity.